AUGGGUGACUCUUGUCGCGAAGUGGAGAGCGCCACCGGGACACAGUCAUUGCCUCUUUCUAUACCACAAAGCACCACUCCGGCCGCCUCAGCUGCGCUGAAAAAUGAGGCACACGUCGAUCACGCCGCAGAGCGCAUAUCCGGGGCGUCCGAGUCCCCACGCACCCCCUCGCCGAUCCUCGGCAGCCAGGACUCUGCUGCUAUCGAUCCAAUCAGUGGGCAUCACCCCUUUCCGCAGGUCGGUCUUGGGAUUGGCACACUGGAGCAUGAGAUGCAACUGCUCAUGGGCCUCGAGGACGGCGAGGAGGGGCAUGUACCGCCGGACCGGCCGAGCGAUGUACUGAUCGCGGAUGUGCUGGACAAGUUGGAGCAAAUGGACGUGCCUACCGAAAGCGCUGCCUUGCGCAGCAAAUCUAUGCCCGAAAAAGAGCGGCAGCUUGCCUUGAUUCUCCUCGAACUCGCACACUGCGUCAGGCAGCAGGACGAGGCGCGCGACAAGCUGAAGCAUCAGCUGCGUGUCACACGGCUUGCAUCGCUCUCCUUGUUUUCUUCACUUCGCAUCUCGUACUCGCACAUGCUCAGUGCCGAGCGCGACAUCCACUCGCGCCUUGAAGUCGAACUGAGCGGAUCCAAGAGCCAGUCCAAGAUGCUCAGCGACAUGGUAUCGCGCGCCUCGCUUAAUGGCCAAGAUACGUAUGCAAUACCCGCAGAGGCAGAGGUAUUGGACGACGAGCUCCGCCGCCCGCCGUCGGCCCAAGCCGUCACGGAGCGCAACAAGCUGCUUGCAGACAAGCGCCACCUUCGCCAACGCGUGCGCGACGCAGAGGCGCAAGUCACCAGGCUUGAGGCGGAGCUCCGCUCGCUGCGCCCCAUGCUCUUGCGCCAGUCGAGCUUCGAAGAAGAGAUGCCGCUGGAGUCUCGCACACCAACGCGAAACGCCCGCAGGCGCCGCGAGGCGAUGAUGGGCGACGCCAAGUCGGAGCACUUACUCCUCGCCUCGCGCAUGCUGCGUACGUUGCGCCACGCGGCCAGAUCCAAUGCUUCGCCAAGCACCUCGCCGUCAAAGUACGAGGUGCGCACGGAUCGCCACUCGCCCGUGACGCCGCGCCGCACCCGCGAAAUACACCCUUCCACACCGACCCCGCGCCCAAAAAUCGCCACGGAUCUCCACGAAGCGGGCCGCAGUGUCCCAGAAGCACAUGCGCCGUGGUCCGCAAGCAGUGGGUCGAAUGCGCCCUUUACCAGCGGCAUCGACGAGCUCCUGCACGCCGCUCAAUCCUUAACGGGCCCCGAGCCAAGCUCCGAUCCCGCUCGCCACCCACGCGAAAGUUUCGAUUUGCAGUCAAGCCCGACGCAUGUUUCCCCACUCCGUUCGCAAAUGUGCUCCGAGCGCCGAGCGCCCGUGUCUGCGCCCGUGCUUGGCAGCCCCAAAAGGCGCCGCGUCUCGCUCUCACACAUGGACUUGGAGGACGGGUGCUCAGAGCGCGAUCGGCCCUGGGCGCAUCGCUCCGCGCAUGUCCACGAAACACACUCGGCGUUGGACCUCCUCGCGGACCAAGCCGCUUCCCACGAGUACCCGCACUCGAGCCUGAAAACACCCGCGCGUGCCAACAUCGCCGCAAUGCACCGCCAAAUGCAUGCCAACACACAACCGCAUGAGCCAUCGAGCUGGGCCGUGGUGCCAGGCGCCAAGAGCGCGUCUGCGACCAAGCCCAAGGUCGGUGGAAACCAAAGCCCCGAAAAGCGGCUGCCUUAUGUGCGCUGGUCGGCAGAAGAGGAUACCAAGUUGCGCCGCGCAAUCAAGGAGCAUGGCCAGCGCUGGGAGCAUGUCGCGCGCGCGGUAGGCACGCGGUCUUACCACCAGUGUCGUCAGCGGUACCUGCUCAUGCGGCGCAAGGAAGCGGCGGCGAAUGGGCUAACUUCCCCAAGCAAGAACCAGGCGCGCACACCGACGCGUCCUCCAAGCUCGCUCGCUUCCAAUGGACCUGUACAGCUGCGCACACCAAGCAAGACUCACGAUGACGAGCCAGAUAGCAGUACGGGCUCGGACGACGAAGCGCGCGUGCAUGCAAAGCCAUACAAUGUGCACGGCGCGCUGCCCAUGAUCCCUCAGCCGCAGUUUGUCCUGAACGCUUCGCCACACGCCGCGCGCUACGACCGCCCACGCAAUUCUGCGCCGCUUGGCUCGCCACAUCACCGCACCUCGCCGCCGCGCGGCUUUGCACGGAGUCGUGUCGGGCCCGUGUUAUACAGCUAG
Messenger RNA from Malassezia vespertilionis, 2256 nucleotides. RefSeq lists its product as uncharacterized. The transcript has a single exon. Gene Ontology annotation, molecular function: transcription cis-regulatory region binding; DNA-binding transcription factor activity. Gene Ontology annotation, cellular component: nucleus. Gene Ontology annotation, biological process: regulation of DNA-templated transcription. Lineage: Eukaryota; Fungi; Basidiomycota; Malasseziomycetes; Malasseziales; Malasseziaceae. The record is from RefSeq and is a predicted model, not a curated record. Bases 1 to 2256 code for a protein of 751 amino acids.